ACUUGUCAGCGGCGGAGAGGGAAGGUGUGUGUGUAGUUGGAGUGGGGUUUCGGGAGCGCAGCAUCGUCUCAACCCUCUCAAGGGCGCGUUGCCUUGCCCGUGGUUUGAUCAGCUCGGUGUAGUCGCUUUACCCCUUCCCCCUCUUUUACGCGGAUACACCUCUCAAGGGACAAAAAAAAACAAACCAAACAAACAAAAAAAAACAACAACCGUUUAUGGUCCUGGCCGAAGAUUUCACAAUGUCUCGCACCGACGAGGUUCACCGCUUGACGGAAAAUGUCUAUAAGACCAUCAUGGAGCAGUUCAACCCCUGCUUACGGAACUUUGUUGCCAUGGGGAAGAACUAUGAGAAAGCCCUCGCCAAUGUGACAUUUGCUGCCAAAGGCUACUUUGAUGCUCUGGUCAGAAUGGGUGAACUGGCCAGUGAGAGUCAAGGAUCCAAAGAUUUGGGGGAUGUGCUGUUCCAGAUGGCUGAGGUCCACAGACAGAUCCAAGUGCAGCUAGAGGAGAUGUUGAAAUCCUUCCACAAUGAGCUGCUCUCUGAGCUGGAGAAGAAGGUGGAGCUGGACGCUCGUUAUCUGACUGCUGCCCUUAAGAAAUACCAGAUGGAACACAAGAGCAAAGGGGAGAGUCUGGAGAAGUGCCAGGCUGAACUGAAGAAGCUGCGCAGGAAGAGCCAGGGCAGCAAGAACCCCUCCAAGUACGGAGAGAAGGAGAUGCAGUUUGUGGAGACCAUCAGCAGUAAGCAGACCGAGCUGGACACCUUCAUUGCUGAGGGAUACAAGACGGCCUUGUCUGAAGAGCGUCGCAGGUACUGCUUCCUGGUGGACCGCCAAUGUGCCGUGGCCAAGAACAGCAGUGCCUACCAUGGCAAGGGUAAAGACCUUCUGACCCAGAAGAUCCCAGUGUGGCAACAGGCCUGCUCUGACCCCAACAAGCUGCCAGAGAGGGCCAUGCUCCUAGCCCAGCAGAUGGGCUCUGCUGCCCUUGGGGGCACAAGCCCCCUGCAUACCUCCAAAUCCAACCUGGUCAUCUCAGACCCCAUCCCUGGAGCCCAGCCUCUUCCUGUGCCCCCAGAGCUGGCCGUCUUCAUGGGCAGUGGCCUCGGACACCCAGCGAGGCUGAUGGGCCCUGAUGGUAUGUCCAUGGUCAAUGGGACAACAGGAGUCCACGGAGAGGAAUAUUGGACGGAUGGGGGUACCAUGUCCGUGUCUCAAGUGAGGCCUUCAUCCCCUCAGACCCAGGCACAGGGCCAGUCCCAGGCUCAGCCUCAGAGACAGGUCAGCGAUGUCUACUCCAACACCCUCCCUGUGCGCAGGCCUGCCCCCGCCAAGAAUAAGAACCCCGUGGGUGAGACACGGACCCUUCCCAGGUCCAGUUCCAUGGCAGCAGGCCUGGAAAAAAAUGGACGCUCCCGUGUCCAGGCCAUCUUUUCCCACGCUGCGGGCGACAACAGCACCCUGCUCAGCUUUUCCGAGGGAGAUGUCAUUACCUUGCUAGUGCCUGAAGCCCGCGACGGCUGGCACUACGGGGAGAAUGAGAAGAACAAGAUGCGUGGCUGGUUCCCAUUCUCCUACACACGCGUGCUGCCCGACAGCGACAGUGAGAAGCUCAGAGUGAAUUUGCACCAUGGCAAAAGUAGCAGCACAGGGAACUUGUUGGAGAGCGAUGCAUCACUGCCCACACCUGACUACGGCCUGACUGCCCGACUGCUUGCACAGAGCCUAGCACAGACCCGCCCACGCCCCUACAGCAUGGCAGGCUUUGGCACACAGCCUGCUAUUGAGGAUUAUGACGGCCGCUUUGCCACAAGUUUGGGUCCAGAAUUGUCCCGGUUCUGAGGGAACAGGACCUCCUGACCGAGCCCUGGAGGUCUACCUCCGGCCCACCUUCACUGAUGACCGAUCUGCACCCAUCUUCUACUAGCGGCCUGCUGUCCCCUUAUGUGCACUCAUGGGCCCUUGUUUUCAUAAGGGGGGGAAAAGAAAAUGGCCGACAGUAGCAUGUUUAAAUUGUGGGAUUGGGGGUAUUUAAAAAAAAAAAAAUUGCCCCAAAGACCAUGUUACACUACAAAGAAUCUAGUUUUUUUGCCGUGGAAAUUCACUCAGACAAUUUUCAUUGAAUUCUCGUGAUGUUUUGCAAACGCUUCCACAAACAUUGAAUGUCUCAGCCUGAACAUUCUAGUGCAAGUGUGACAGUAGAUUUUAUUAAUUAUUUAGAUCACACCACUUGUUGAUAAGGUAUGGCUAAUAGGUUUGACUAGUGUUGCUGUCAACUCAUUAUUAAUCUGUACUUCUACAAUGGGAUUUCUUUUUUCUUCAACACUGUACACUGUAAAUUUCAUAUGAGGAUUAUUCACAUUAAUGAGCAGUGAAGGCACAAUCUGCUUUAGUUGUUCUAAGAGAGGCUUGAGGGUGAAUAUAAGAUGUUCGUCAGUGCACCACUGUAAUAUGCACUGAAGACGAAGUGUAGACUGUAUUGCCACAGAAAGCUAGAACUAGACAGUUGCUGAGAAAACUGUAAUUCUGCUUUUGUUAGCUGAUAUAGUCCUAUAUAUUUACUAGUUGUGAUACAGUGUACCCAGAUUUUCAAUGUGGGAACUGUGCCUUCUACUUUUUUUUUCUUCUUUUUUUUCAAACAUAGGCUUCAUGCAGCAUUGACCCAAUCAUUCUAUAAACUGGGAUAAUUUCCCCUUUUUGUUUGCUUUUUUUUUUGGUUUAACUAGUUCCAGUACAGUGCAAUUGCAGUUCCACCAAAAAACAAUACAAUAAUAUUUAGAAUUGCUAUUCUUUUCUUCCCUCUUUGAAUUUCAGUGAUUUCUAAGCUGCGAGGAGAUGAAAUACAGUGCAUACUUAAUGGGUCUUUUUUUUUUUUU
Messenger RNA from Xiphias gladius (swordfish), 2875 nucleotides. RefSeq names its product BAR/IMD domain containing adaptor protein 2a (gene baiap2a). The transcript has 15 exons. Gene Ontology annotation, molecular function: cytoskeletal adaptor activity; protein binding. Bases 216 to 1841 code for a protein of 541 amino acids. Lineage: Eukaryota; Metazoa; Chordata; Actinopteri; Istiophoriformes; Xiphiidae. The record is from RefSeq and is a predicted model, not a curated record. Gene Ontology annotation, biological process: actin filament bundle assembly; actin crosslink formation; plasma membrane organization. Gene Ontology annotation, cellular component: nucleoplasm; cytosol.